CAGUUCCACGCUUGCCACAGCGCAGAGAGCACUAUGAGUGGCUCCUUCUGUGGCUGGGUCCCUCUGUGAGCUUCCGCGGGAGUGUUACUUUAGUGCCAGGAUGGAGAAGGCCUUGCUGAAAUUUCUCCUGACGGUGGGGUUCACGGCGGGGCUGAGCUACUCUACCGUGCCUCAGGAGAACAGAUCUACUGGAGGUGGAGUUGGCGGGUCUUGGGUUCGUUCUGCGGCAGGAGUGCGCAGGAAUACAGAUGCGGACCUGGCAACCCUGACCACGGUGCAGUGCUCGGAGCGGGAGUUCAGGUGUCGUGAUGGCCUCAAGUGCAUCCCCAUGUCCCACAAAUGCGACUACUCCCCCGACUGCCGCGACGCCUCGGACGAACCCCCGGACUGUCCGCCGCGACAUUGUGGGACUUUUACUUGUAACAUAACGAAGAAGUGCCUGCCGAUGGGGUGGGUGUGUGACGGCGAAUCAGACUGUGGGCCCGACGACUUCUCGGACGAGCACAACCCUCUGUGUAAGGGCAACACCUGUCCGCCCAACUACUUCAGGUGUAACGACUCCAUCACCUGUGUCCUGCUGAGUAAGCUUUGUGACCUCAACCACGACUGUCCCGACCAGAGCGACGAGGGAGAUUUCUGUCAUAACAGCCAGCAGUGCCAGGCCCUUCGCUGUGCCCACGGCUGCCAUCCCACCGUGGACGGCCCGCGCUGCUACUGUCCGGAGUGGCAGCAGCCCAACGGGACGGAGUGUGUGGACACCAACAAGUGUGCGGUGGAGGGUUCGUGUGACCAGGUGUGCACCAACCAAAAGAACGGCUUCACCUGCAGCUGCACCCUCGGUUACGACUUUGUUGGGACCUCCACCUGCAAGGCCAGGAAUGACCCACUAGACGAACCGGCGACGCUCCUCUAUGCCAGUAACUCAGGGUUGGCGCGGCUGUACCUCAACGGGUCGGUCGUGCCGGGUGAUACGGGUCUGAAUCUAAAGUAUGCCGUCAACAUGGACUACAACCACCGCAAUAGAUCAGUAUGCUGGGUCGUCUCCAACACCACCUGGUCGGCCUUCCAGUGUGCCUUGGCUGAUAACCUGAGUGACACUUGGCUCAUCCCACAGCCCUCCCAGCACGACCUCAACUAUGUCAAUGAUAUCGCGCAGGACUGGGUCACCGGCAACUGGUACAUCCUGGACCAGCGGGAGAUGAUCUUCAUGUGUAACGCCACAAUGCGGGUCUGCCUCACGCUGCUGGACGGCAUGAUGAAUGAGCCCCGCGGCAUCGCACUGGACCCCAUGACUGGGUACAUGUUCCUCACAAACUGGGGGACGAGUCAGCCGAAACUUGAGCGUGCCCGGAUGGACGGCUCGCAGCAGAUCACGCUCGCCAGCACCAAGAUCGUGUACCCGUUUGGCGUGACGGUGGACUUCCCCAACCAACAUGUGUACUGGGUGGACGGCUACCUGAGCCACGUGGAGAGGGUGGACUAUGAUGGCGGGAACAGGCGCAUCAUUGCCAAGCUCAAAUCGGAUGAGCGUCCGUACGGCAUCUCCGUGUUUGAGAAUUUCCUGUACGUCACGAGCUGGAAGGACAACAGCAUCAAGCGCAUCAACAGGUUCCAGGGCCACAACAUCACCACCUUCCACACCAGCAUCACUGAGCCCAUGCACAUCCACGUCUACCACCGCCAGAGACAGCCAGAAGUGGUUCACCCGUGUGGCCAGAGGAACGGGGGCUGCCACCACAUCUGUAUCCCCAUGUGGAAUGGGACACGACCAUAUGCUUCCUGCCGCUGCCAGCCCGGACACAUCCAUGAGCCUAGAGAUUCUGGAAUAUGUGUAGCCCACCAGCCUGAAGCCUUCCUCAUAUAUGCCAAAACCCACCCGGGGAUGAUCAAAGGCUUGAACCUGGACCGGCAAGCCAUCUCGGAGGUCAUGAUUCCCAUCACGUCCCUCAAGCGGCCCACCACCCUCGACUAUGACGUGCGGUCACAGUUCAUUUACUACGCUGACACGGAAAGAUUUGUCAUUGAGCGCAGCAGUCUGAACGGCACGAUCAAAGAACUCGUCGUCACCGCCGCCAUCUUCAACGUGAAGGGCUUGGCUGUGGACUGGAUGGGCAGGAACAUCUACUGGACUGAAGAGGCCAUUUCCGCCGUCUAUGUCUGCUCAAUGGACAACCGAGCCAAGCGGUUGCUGCACACGAACGUGACCAACGCCGGGGCCAUCGCGCUUAACCCUCGGGAUGGCUUUAUGUAUUUCACCACCAUAAACCGACAGUUACAACCCCUUAACAUCCAGAGCCUCAUCGAGCGCUCCUGGAUGGACGGCUCGCACAGGGAAUCCUUCAUCUCCAAGGAAUUUCAGUGGCUCAACAGCUUGUCGAUUGACUUCAAGGAGGAUUACUUGUACUGGUGUGACGGCUACCAUAGUGUGAUCGGCAGAGUGAAGCUUGAUGGCAGCGGUUAUGAGGUGGUGUUGGGUGAAGGGGUCUUGAGCCACCCAUACGGCAUCGCCUACCACGAGGGGUUCUUGUACUGGUCAGAGUUUGAGAGCGGCAUCAUCAAACGCACCAAGCUGGCAGGCAACAGCACCAAGUCUCCAGAGGUACUCAAAAAGGAGGGCCGAUUCAUACUUGACCUCAAAGUCUUCACCAACACCAGUCAGCAAGACGUCAACGCCUGCACCACCGGGGAGUUGAAGUGCUCGGAGCUGUGUCUGGCCACGCCGGAAGGCCCUAUCUGUGUCUGUGGCACGGGACGACAACCCGACCCCAUCCACUCCAAUCGGUGCAUCAAGAUCGAUAACUUCUCCGAGCCAAGUUUGUGCAGUGCAGGAGAGUUCCAGUGCAAGACGAGUCUGCACUGCAUUGACAAUCGCUACACCUGUGAUGGAGAUAACGACUGCGGCGACGGCAGCGACGAAGACACGUCCCCUGGCAGCAUCUGUGAGUUUGCCAGGUGCAACGAUGACUUGUUUCACUGCGGCAACAACCAGUGCAUCAACCACCACUGGGUGUGUGACGGCAUGGCCGACUGUGCCAACGGCUCAGAUGAGAGUGAGGAUGAGUGCCCAAACUGCCCCGCUGACAAGUUCAAGUGCAAGGUGUCCGGGCACUGCAUCCCCCACUCCUGGGUGUGCGACAUAGACCGUGACUGUGGGCCCUUUGACAACUCCGAUGAACACUCGACGUGUGACUACCCACAGUGUGGAGUAAUGGAUUUCAAGUGCAAAAAUAAACAAUGCAUUCCAUCGCUGUACGUGUGUGAUGGCGACGACGACUGCCGAGACAAAAGUGAUGAGAAGUUUUGUGACCAGAUCUGUACCAACACCUCGUCUGGCUCCCCCAUCUCCCCGCUCUGCGUCAACAACUGCCUCAACAUCACAAACACGACCGAGUGUGCUGAGACUGAGGGCUGCGUCCCCUGCAAGGACAACACCUGCCUGGCUGUGCACCAGAUGUGUGACAGUGUGUUUGACUGUCCUGACGGCAGCGAUGAGGCGGGCUGUGAGGAGAAGGUGUGUCUGCCCGACCAGUUCAUGUGCCACAGGACCCGAGAGUGCAUCCCCCACGCCCUCAUGUGUGACGGCAAUGCUGACUGCUGGGACAGGACUGAUGAGGUGGACUGUGAAAAUAUUACCUGUUCACACAGCGAAUGGAAAUGUGCUACGAAGAAGCAGUGCAUCCCUGACACGUGGAAGUGUGAUGGUGAGCCGGACUGUCAAGACGGCACUGACGAAGAGAACUGCCAAAACUCUACCAUCAAGUGCCCACUGCCCGGCCUUAUCUGUGACAAUUUCACUCGCUGCGUCCAACCCGACACCUUCUGUGACAACUACAACCACUGCAAGGACGGCAGUGACGAGGGUGGCCGCUGUGGAUCGUUUGACUGUGAGGUGAUGGAGUGUGAGAAGAACUGUACGCAGGGCCCCGGCGGCCCCGUGUGUACCUGUCCCAAGGGCCAGACGCUGCUGCCUGAUGGACGCAUGUGCACCCACCUGCACCCCUGUGACCAGUGGGGCACCUGCUCCCAGCUGUGUGUGCCCACCAGACACACCCACAAGUGUACCUGUGUUGAUGGCUACCAGAUAGAGCCAGACCACUUCACCUGCAAGAGUACAGAGUCCGCCAUCCCAUCCAUCAUCUUCAGCAACCGACACGAGCUGCUCAGCAUCAGCCUCAACAGCAACCAGGGCAUGGGGGUGAAGGCGCUCAUCUCCUCCCUCAACAACACCAUUGCCCUGGACUUCUUCCACUCUAAGGAGGGUGAUGCUAUCUUCUGGACGGACGUGGUGGAUGACAAGAUCUACAAGGGAACUCUCUUGUCUGGAGUGCUGACCAACAUUGAGGUGGUGGUCCAGACUGGCCUAGGGACGGCCGAGGGUCUAGCGGUGGACUGGAUGGGUGAGAACCUUUACUGGGUGGAGAGCAACCUGGACCAAAUCGAGGUGGCCAAGCUGAACGGCUCCUACCGGCGGAUCCUUGUUACCUCCCACAUGGAGAACCCCAGAGCCAUCUCCCUUGACCCCAGAGUUGGCAUGAUCUUCUGGACGGACUGGGAGAAAGGGAACGCACGCAUCGAGUCCUGCAGCAUGUCGGGUGAGGGCCGACGCGUGGUGUUCAGGGUGAGCGAGGUGGAGGGUGGCGGCUGGCCCAAUGGACUGACGCUGGACUAUGCUCUGCGGAGGAUCUACUGGAUUGAUGCCAAGUCGCACUCUGUCCACACGGCUCUCUAUGACGGCUCAGACCACAGACAGAUCGUUGCCAAGCACCAGCUGCUGUCCCAUCCGUUCGCCAUAUCACUGUUUGGCAACUAUGUCUACUGGACGGACUGGAAGACCAACUCUGUCAUAAAAGCCAACAAAUUCCACGGGACGGAGGUGGAGGACAUCCAGCGCACCAUCACACAGCCGUUUGACAUCCAGAUCCUGCACCCAAGCCGGCAGCCCAGAGAUGGUCCCAAUCCCUGCAAGGAGAACAAUGGCGGCUGCUCCCACUUGUGUCUGCUGAGCUUCAAUGGGACGCGGCAGUGCAAUUGUCCUCAUAUUAUGGGGCUCGGGCCAGACGACAAGACAUGCAUCCGUAAUGAGAAGAUUCUGCUUUUCUCUCGUGAGUCUGAGAUUCGAGGCGUUGACCUGAACAAGCCCAUGCAAGACAUCAUCCCCCGCAUCCCGUCCCCCCGUGUGAAACAUGCUUCAGCGAUUGACUUUGACGCCAAGACCAAGAGGAUCUACUGGGUGGACUCCAAGCUGAACAAGGUUAUGAGGGUGAGCCUGACUGGUGCCCCGAUCGAGACUGUGGUGGACGGGGUACUCAGCUCUCCCUCUGGGUUUGGCAUUGAUUAUGUGUCGGGAAACUUUUUUGUCACCUCCCUCGGCAGCCCCAAGCAGAUCAGCGUGGCAACAUUAGAUGGGGAGUUUUUGAUACCUUUCAUAACACAAAAUCUCUCCCAGCCCUUGUCUCUCGCUGUUGAUACUUACCAUACGAGAAUCUUCUGGUCAGAUAUCGGGGAGCAAGAUGGUGUGUUUAUGGCCAACAUGGUGGGCGGCGACCUUCUUAAUAGGACGAAGCUGUCGUCCCCGAAGAUGAACCCUUUCCAUGCUCACCCCACCAGUCUUUCCUAUGACCCUAAAGACAGACUCCUCUACUGGAUUAACUCAGGGAAUCACAGCAUUCAGUACAUAGAUGUGACUUCAUUUUCAAGUCAGAGACCUGAGGCCAUUCUCCUCCUUAAACCUGAUAAUGCCUCUGUUGGAGACAAGCCAGAAGCAUUAGUUGUGUAUCAAGACUCUGUUUACGUUGCCGAUGGGUCUGGCAUCAUUUACAAGAUGGACAAGACCACAGGGAGUAAGGUGGAGGUCCUUAGGUCUGGAAUGGGGAAGAUUCUGUCCCUCAAGAUUUAUGACAGCGCGAUCCAGACCGGCCACAACGACUGCUCUCAAGGCACCCUGCACUGUGCCCACUUGUGUCUACCCAUGAGAAAAUCUCCAAAGAGUUGCCGCUGUGCCGUGGGCUACAAGGUGGACAAGAGAGUCUCAACAAGGUGUGUGGGGGAAGAUGGCAUCCUUGUGUACUCCAGUGACUCAGGCCUCAAUGGAGUGAGUGUUGAGACUCCCUUGACCAGUGAAGGGAUGGCAAGGGAAGCUUUGACCCACAUAUCGGAAGUGGGCUCAGCAACAAGCCUCGAUUUCCACUCAGAUAGCGACCUAAUUGUGUGGGCAGACAACAAGCGAGGAACUAUCACCACCAUCGGGAGGGAUGGCACCAACCGCCGAGUGAUUGCCACGGACGUCAAGGGCAUUCAGGGCAUUGCCGUGGACUGGGUGGCCAACAACCUGUACUGGACAAACUCUCAGGAGAAAGUCAUCGAGCUGUGUCGCCUCAAUGGCUCUGAGCAUUUUGUGAUCCUUGCGGAUGGCGUGGAGGAGCCGGGAGCCAUUGCCGUGAAUCCCAGCGCCGGCCGCAUAUACUGGGUGGACACGGGCAGCAGCGGGAAGAGGAUUGAACAGGCCACUCUUGAUGGGGGCAACCGCUCGAUUCUGGUCAAUGAGUCGCUUCAGUAUCCGGUUGACUUGGUGGUGGAUAUUGAAGGUGACUACUUGUACUGGGUGGACCGCGCUGCCAAGACUCUGGAGAGGGUGGAUCUGUCUGGGGCAAGGUGGAAGGUGUUGCUGGAUAGUUCCACCCUGCAGGACCCUGUGUCUGUGUUUGUCUACAAAAAACACCUCUACUGGGCUGACAGUGGUUAUGCAGGUGGUUCUGUGAGGUCAGCCCCAGAGGACAAUCUCACUCGACAGUCAACGCUGGCAACCAGUGUGGGAGACUCUAUAAAGGAUAUUAUUAUCGUGAAUUCCGACACCCAGAUUGGCAUUAACCAGUGUAGCGUGAAAAAUGGCGGAUGUGACGAGCUCUGUCUGUACAAUGGCACGCAUGCCAACUGCAAGUGUUACCACGCACAGAUUGACACUGAUGGCAAGUCCUGCAAAGGCUACAACGCGUUCCUGAUGUUCUCGAGCACCUCAGCCAUCGACAGCAUCCACAUGUUUGACGAGAAGGAGCCCAACACGCCCCUGAAGAAGAUCACGUCCCCCCUCAUGAAGAACGCCAUCAGUCUCACCUUCGAGUACGCCAGCAGCCGCAUCUUCUACUCGGACAUCCAGAAGGGCAGCAUCAACACCGUCUACUUCAACGGCUCCGGCCACUCCAUCCUUGUUGAGAAGCAGGGGUCCGUGGAGGGGCUGGCCUUUGACGAGAAGCUGCGAGACCUCUACUGGACCUGUCAGAGUGACCCGGCCAUCAACCGCAUGAGUGUGGACCCUACCAAGCGGGACCGGCGGGUGGAGAGAAUAGUCUACAUGCACCCCGGGGACAAGCCCAGAGGCAUUGCGGUGGACAGCUGUGACAAGAAGAUCUACUGGACCAACUGGAAUUCCGAAGCUCCGUCCAUCCAGCGUUCACUCAUGAAUGGCAUCAACAUGGAAUCCAUCGUGACCACCCUCAUCCACAUGCCCAACGGUCUCGCCAUCGACCACAAGGCACAGAAGCUCUACUGGGGGGACGCUCGUCUGGACAAGAUUGAACGAUGCAACCUGGAUGGCUCAGACAGAGUGACCCUGAUGAAGAUCACUCCGAGCCACCCCUUUGACCUGGCAGUGUAUGGGGAUUACAUCUUCUGGACGGACUGGGUGCUGCAGGCGGUUGUCCGAGCUAACAAAUUCACUGGCGAGGAUGUCGUGAAGCUGCGCGAGGGCAUGGAGCAGCUCAUGGGCAUCGUGGCUGUGGCCAACGACACUAAUUCAUGCGAUGCAAGCCCCUGCCGCAUCUACAACGGAGGGUGCGAGGACGUCUGUCAGCAGGACGAGCGGGCACAGGUGCAGUGCUUGUGUAACCCGGGGCGCACCUUGCUGCCCGACGGCCGAAGGUGCGCCGUGCGUGUGGCGAACUGUACCGAGGACCAGUUUGAGUGCAGCUUCGGGUACUGCAUUCCCUACAUCUACUCCUGCGACGGCAUACCAGAGUGUCCCGACGGCUCUGAUGAGGAUGUGAUGUAUUGCAUGAGUCGCACGUGCCGGGAAAACUACUUCUCAUGUGGCAACGGCCCGUGUGUGCCCAAGGCGGCCGUGUGUGACCGCCGCGCCAACUGCCCAAACUUCAAGGACGAAAGUGACUGUGAGUGCCACGAGGACGAAUUCCAGUGCCACUCGUCCGGCCUCUGCCUCAACGCUCGACUGAGGUGUGACUUUGAUCCAGACUGUCCCGACGCCAGCGACGAGAUGGGCUGCGAGAAGUCCGACUGCAGUGUCUUCUCGGUGGUUGGCUACGACAGCUCUGAACUGAUCAACUGCCCCAACACGACACAUUGCAUUCACCCGAAAUGGAAGUGUGAUGGUACCAAUGACUGCUGGGACAACUCAGAUGAGGAGAACUGUACCACAACCACUGAGCCCGUGGACAAAGCCGCCUGCCCCAAUGGGACGCAUCAGUGUCGUAACGGCUAUUGUGUCGCCGUUGUGUUCCUCUGUGAUGGCGAGAAUGACUGCAAUGAUGAAGAAGGCGAAGAUGGGCCCAGUGAUGAGGACAACUGUCCCAACGCCUGUGAAGACGAUCUGUUUACCUGCGACAACAAGAACUGCAUACCCCGAAUGUGGCGGUGUGACGGGCAUGACGACUGCGAUGAUGGCUCCGACGAACCUUCAGACUGCGAUGUGAAGGAGUGCAAGGAGGAAGAGUUCAAGUGCAAUGGAACGGGUCGCUGCAUCCCUAGCCAGUGGGUGUGUGACGGGGACAACGACUGCGGUGAGGGUGGGAAUGACGAGAGCCCUGAUGAAGGGUGCCCUGAGCCGCCCCCCAUCCUGUGCUCCAAUGGCCAGUUCUCAUGUCCCAUCUACUCCCGCUAUGACCGCCGCUGCAUCGCAAGGACCUCCUACUGUGAUGGCCACAAGGACUGCUGGGAUGGCAGUGAUGAGCCCUCUGGCUGCGUGCCUCAUGGCUGCCUGGAGUCACAGUUUAAGUGUGGCGGCCCUGUCACAGAGUGCGUCCCCGAUGUGUGGGUGUGCAACGGCCAGCCAGACUGUACCGACGCCUCAGACGAAGCCAACUGCACCAGUUCCAACACCACGACCCUGAACCACAGUGACUGCGCUCAGGGGAUGUUCAAGUGUGACAAUGACAUCUGCCUCAACUACACGUAUCUCUGUAAUGGCCAGAACGACUGUGGGGACUCCUCCGACGAAAGCCUGUGCAACGUCAACGAGUGCCUCCAGACCAGCCCCAAGGUGUGUGCCCACCGCUGCAUCGACAAGGCCAUCGGCUACUCGUGUCAGUGCGAUGCGGGCUUCAUCAUCAACACCAAUGACUCCCGGCUGUGUGAGGACAUUGACGAGUGUGAGGACUCGCCGUGCCCACACUUCUGCCGCAACACUCAGGGCUCUUACAUCUGCGAGUGUGCGGAGGGCUAUGUGGCGGAGGCUAAUGGUCACAACUGCCGGGCGAACUCUACGGUGAAGCCCAAACUCAUUUUCACCAACCGUUACCUGAUCAGGGAGAUGAAGGUUGACGGCACCAACAGUCGGGUCCUCGUGGCCAACCUCAGCAACGCCGUGGGCCUCGACUAUGACAUACAGGAGAACUGCAUCUACUGGUCCGACGUGACGCACACCUCCUCCUCGAUAAAGAAGAUGUGCAACGACUCCAAGCCCAUGGUGCUGCACUCCGCCGUUCAGAGUCCAGACGGCAUUGCUCUGGACUGGGCCGGCCGGAACCUGUACUGGUGCGACAAGGGGAAGGACACGAUCGAGGUCUCCAAGCUGGACGGGCAGUACCAUAAAGUGCUCAUCAACCAAGGCCUCCAGGACCCCCGGGCCAUCGUGUUGGACCCCUACAGCGGUUACUUGUACUGGACCGACUGGGGCAACCAACCACACAUAGGCAAGGCGGGCAUGGAUGGCUCACGGCAGAGGAUCAUCGUCAAUAACUCCCUGGGCUGGCCGAACGCUCUGACAAUAUCCUACGUCACCAAGGAGCUCUUCUGGGCCGACGCUCACCAGGACUACAUCGCCUACUCAGACCUUGACGGCAAGAACAUAAAGAUGAUCAGGACGAGAGACUCCACGCCCAGACUGGUCCAACACGUCUUUGCCAUCACGGUCUUCGAGAAUUACCUCUACUGGACGGACUGGGAGAUCAAGGGCGUGCUGAGGGCUGAAAAGUACACCGGGAAGAACAUUGAAAUCAUCUACCAUACCACCAACAGGCCCAUGGACAUCCACGUCUACCACCCCUACCGGCAGCUCCCGUUGAAGGACAAUCCAUGCGAGAACAACGGCGGGUGCGACACCAUGUGCUUGCUGGCCCCGGGUGGCGGCAAGACCUGCACCUGCCCGGAGAACUUUGUGCUGGAGGACAACGGAGUGUCUUGCCGCAACAACUGCCUCUCGUCCCUCUUUGUCUGCAACUCCACCUACAAGUGCAUCCCGUUCUGGUGGAAAUGUGACACUCAGGAUGACUGCGGGGACAUGUCGGAUGAGCCGGAUGACUGUGGCCAAUACAACUGCACCCCCGGCCAGUUCCAGUGCGACAACGGCACUUGCAUCCACCCCUCCCAGAUCUGCGACAACCACAAGCACUGCCCCGACGGUUCCGACGAGCCCAACUGUGAUGCGUAUGAGUGUAUGCUGACGCAGUUCAAGUGUCCGUCUUUCAAUGGGUCUCACGCCUUCUGCAUAGCCAACAGCCGCAAGUGUGACGGAAAAACGGACUGUCCCGGCGGGCAUGACGAGAUAGACUGCCCGGUGCCUUCCUGUUCUGCCGAGUGGUUCUCCUGCAACGACUCAAAGUGCAUCCCCAAGGUGUGGGUGUGUGACGGGGACCAGGACUGCUCUGACGGCUCAGACGAGAUGCCGGACUGCAGCACCCGAGAGUGUCCAGAGGAGAGCUUCAGAUGUCAGAAUGGCCGCUGCAUCCCCCGCUCCUGGAAGUGCGACAACGAGUUUGACUGUUCCAACCACGAGGACGAGGAGAAUGAGGAGUGCCACGGCUCACACACCUGUAUGCAGAGCCAGUUCCAGUGCAAUAACAACAAGUGCAUUCCCUUCCACUGGAAAUGUGAUGGCGAGGACGACUGCCAUGACCAGUCUGAUGAGCAGGACUGCCCCAAGGUGACCUGCAACAACUCACAGUUCCGGUGUGACGAUGGAAGCUGCAUAGACAAGAAGAAUCACUGCGAUAUGGUUCCCAACUGUCCUGACGGGAGUGACGAGAAGGGCUGUCACCGGCAGUGCCACGACAAAAACAUGUUCCAGUGUGCCUCCUCACCGCUCUGCAUCUACAUGGAUUGGGUGUGUGAUAAAGACCCGGAUUGCACUGAUGAAUCGGACGAGAAGAAUUGCAAUGGUACGUGUGGGCCAGAAAACUUCCAGUGCGGCAGCGGCCAGUGCAUCAUGAACUCGUGGGUGUGCGAUGGCGAGAACGACUGUACCGACAACUCUGACGAGGAGGACGACCUGUGCGCCAACCACUCCUGCUCGGCCGGGAGGUUUAGCUGCAAAGAUCACAAGUGUAUUCUGGACAGCUUUGUCUGUGAUGGAAUACGCCACUGUGCAGAUGGCUCAGAUGAAGACCCAGAAAUCUGCAUGAGUGAGACUUUGUGCAAGCCGGGUGAGUUCCAGUGCAAGAACGGCCACUGCAUCGGCAUCGUGAGCCUGUGUGACGGCUACGACGACUGCACGGACACCAGCGAUGAGCUCAACUGUCCCAAGGGAUGCAGGUUUGGUGAGUGUUCACAAAUCUGUAACAUAAAGAAGGAUGGGAACCACACCUGCUCCUGUGCGCCCGGCUACUCCCUCCACAGCUACUCCCAGAAGCGUCAGAAGUCCUGCUUCGCUGACGGCAACCUUGCCUACAUGAUCGUGGCCAACGACAACCUCCUGCAGAAGAUGUCGCCCUACAAGAAUGGCAACUCUGCCGGCACACUGCCCCUCUCCACGCAGCUCGACAGCUCCAUCAGGAUCCACAGCGUUGACAUGCUGUACGGGGAUGAACCACUGGCCUUUUGGAGCAACCUUCACCACCACCAACUGCACUCCAUGGAGGCGCCCAAACCCAACGAAGAUAGUGGCUCAGAGUCUCAAGACACCACCGAGAAGCACUCCAGCGUGAUACAAAAGGAGCUCAACUCACCGAUGGGUGUGGCUGUGGACUGGGUGGCCAAGGUCAUCUACGUGGUGAACUCCGGCGACAGAACCAUCGUGGCGCUGUCCAUCGAUGGCAGCAAGAAGGUCACCAUCACCACCACCAUGACUGAGCGCAUGUACGACAUAGUGGUGGAUCCUCGCUCUGGACAGCUGUUCUAUGGAGACUGGUGGAUACCGGCCAUUGUUGUGGCCCAGAUGGACGGCAAGCUUGGCAGGCAGCUUGUGACGGACAACAUUCUGGCCCCGGCUGGCCUGGCCAUCGACUACCCAACGCGCCGCCUCUACUGGGCCGACAUGAAGGCCAACAAGAUUGAGACAGUGAAGCUGGACGGCUCAGACAGACAGAUGGUCAAGCACUUUAGCCAUGAGGACGGCAUUCCCCUGAGUCUGGACGUGUUCGAGGACUUCGUCUACUUCACCACGCUGCACACCAACACUGUCAACCGCAUCAACAAGUUUGGCAACCCGAACAAUGGCGUGAUGCCCAUCUCGCAGCACCCCAUGAAGGUCACCGACGUGCUCAUCGUGCAGGAACAGAAGCAGGAACGAGGGAUUCCCAACCCAUGCAGCAACGACACAUGCCACUCGACAGCCCUCUGCGUCCUCUCUGGCCCCGGCAACCACUCAUGUUUGUGCCCUGACGGAACAGUGCAGAAGGCAGUGGAAGACCACAUUGAGUGUCACGCGCAGGUCAUCAGCAACAGCAGCAGAUGUGUCCUUUACUGCCACCAGGGAGAGUGUGUCCUGGACGAGGGGACUCCCAGGUGCCAGUGUGAACCCAUGUAUGACGGGGAUUACUGCGACCACUACAAGUGUUCUGGCUACUGCAAGAAUGAUGGCCUCUGCACACACACCGAGACUGAUGGUGAGGUGGAGUUGGUGUGUCACUGUUCGAACGGCUGGACAGGCAAGCAGUGCGAGACGCCUUUGCCACUCUGUGAAAACUUCUGUGAGAACAAUGGCACCUGUCAUGCCAUCAGCGGCCAGGCCCCAUACUGCAUCUGUAACGUGAAGUUUGAAGGUAUCCGCUGUCAGAAGUGCAAGAAGCUGCAUUGUGAGCAUGGAGGAACAUGUCAUGUGUUGCAGCACAACGGUACAGAUGUGUUUGAGUGCUCCUGCGCCCCCGGCUACCAUGGGACCAACUGCUCCCAGUCCAAAUGUGAUGGCUUCUGUGUUCAUGGCAGCUGUUCACUCACGCCCGGGGGGUCACCGAUCUGCGAGUGCAAGCCUGGCUGGAGCGGCCAAACAUGUCGGUUCUGCCAUAACAGGCCGCUGUGUGAAGGCAACCCAUGUGACGAUGUUGAGUGUCUGAAUGACGGGAGGUGCAGCGUGAUUUCUGGGCCUCCCCGCAAAGCCAAGUGCUCCUGUCAGCCAGGCUACAGCGGAGAGACCUGCGAGAUCUCUCAGUGUGACUUCUGCAAAAAUGGCCAGUGCUCCCUACACGAAGGCAUGCCCAGCUGCGAGUGUGACCCAGGCUGGACCGGACAACACUGCGACGAACAAAAAUGCCACUCAGGGGAUCCGAACUGUGGCUGCCAGCCUGGCUACCAUGGCGCCAACUGUGAGCACAACGUCUGUGAGAACUACUGCCACAAGGGUGAGUGUGAGCUGCAGGAUGGGGAGGCCGUCUGCACGUGUCCCAUUGGCUACAGUGGGGACAGGUGCCAGCACAACAAGUGUGACCACUACUGCCACCGUGGCACAUGCUCGGCAACAAAGGACGGUGUGACGUGCCUCUGCCAGGAAGGUUACACUGGCAAGCGGUGCAACGUGACGGUCCCCUCCAGCCCCUGCAUCCCCAACCCCUGCCAGAACGGGGGCGAGUGUGUGCUGGUGCAUGGGGAGGGGCUGUGUCGCUGCCCCCUAGAGUUCGCCAAUGACAAGUGCCAGGAAAGAGUGUAUGGCAGACCGAACCCGUGCGCCAGCCUGACUUGCCUUCACGGGGGCGUCUGUCAGUGGAAGGGCAUGUCAAGCAGCAUCAGUGCAGUGUGUCGGUGUAUGGAGGGCUGGGCCGGGGAGAACUGUGGAGACCAGACAGCCUGCAGGGACAACUGGUGCUUCAACGGGGGGACCUGUCGACCCAACCCUGACCCAACGCUACAGAACACCUGCGAGUGUCCUGAUGGCUACUUCGGCCUACGCUGCGAAUCACUUGAGGACGAGAGUUUGAAGAUCUCCCAAGACUCAUCAGCCAACACAGCGACCAUCAUCAUUGGAAUAUUUGUCGCUGUGGUGGUGCUGGUGGUGGCGGUGGUGGUGGCGUGGCUGUGGCAGAGGCAGCGGGCGAAGGGCAUCUCUCAUGUACGUUUGGAGGAGAAUGGCGGGACAGUGGAGAUGACCAACCCAAUGUACUUGCAUGCGUCUGGUGACCAGGAGGACGACCCCAACCCUGUCUUCUCCCUGCAUGACUCGCCGAACACCUUCAAAAACCCGGUGUACGACAGUCUCUACAACGAGGCGGCAGCGGCGGCUCCCCUCACACUGGAAGAGAAGACUGGUUUGCUACAAUCAGACCCACUGGGCGCCCUCGACACAAACCGGCAAACUGGGUCCAAGUCCUAACGCCGACCCUCCCUCCCGACCCUCCCUCCCGUCGCCGCGCCUCCCAUCGCCCUCCUCCCCACUCCCCCCACCACCCUCAUCACCACAUCAACAACAGCAACAGCAACAGCAGCCGGGGUAAUAGCAGCAGGCAGCCGACCUAUGUGGAUCUCUAGAACAGUAUAAUCGUGAGGUUCGGAAAUAGUUGUCGGCAUGUGGCAAGUUAGAUGUCCUCCGCAGAUGUGCUCAUGGGGGUGUCUGUGCAUGUGUGUGUGUGUGUUUGUCCUCGUCUUUCACGGAGGUAAAGCGAGCUGAGAUACAAACGUUAAGAUGUCGGUGCUGGGAAAAAUAUCCUUGUGUAAGAAAAAUUUAAAAAAAGAUGAUCAGAAAUGAGAAAGAAAAUGCUCACUGAUUGACUUAAUGAGGAAAGUAGAGGAAAGAAAGAGAAUACAGCAAAUUGUCAUGGAGUUUAUCGACAAAAAGUUUAGUUCAGAAAUGAGAAAGAAAAUACUCACUAAUUGACUUGAUGAGGAAAGGAAAAGAAGAAGGAAAGUAGAGGAAAGAAAGAGAAUACAGCAAAUUGUCAUGGAGUUUAGCGACAAAAAGUUUAGUUCAGAAAUGAGAAAGAAAAUACUCAUUAAUUGACUUGAUGAGGAAAGGAAAAGAAGAAGGAAAGUAGAGGAAAGAAAGAGAAUACAGCAAAUUGUCAUGGAGUUUAUCGAGGCCUUGCAGCACCUCUUGUAGGAGAAAAAGGCCACAAGUGAGGCUGCCUGUCGCUGCUGCUGUGGAGUUGACGUGUGAAGGUGAAGACAAUUGAUGAAGCUAUUGGCUAACGUGAGGUGGGAAGACAUUUUUGUGUGUGUGAGUAAAUCAGUGUUUGUGGCGAGAUGUUGAUGUAGGUCAUGUUUGCCAGUUUUUGUGUUUCAUUCCAGUUAUCUCUCUUAUCAGGGAGACAACUACCCGGGAAAAUCAAGCAGAAGGGAAAAAAUAAGGAUCAAAUUGUUAAAAAUGCAUGAUAAUUUAACGUUUUGACUUAUUUAUGUAUAAUGAAAUCGUUAAAAAAGUUUGAUAAUUCAACUUAAUUUUAUCUUUCUCAUUUACAUAGAGUUAAAUGGUUGAAAACAUUUGAUUCUCUAUUUUCUUAACUUUAUUUUGACUUUCAUUUUCAUAUAUAGAAAGAAACGAUUAAGAAAACAUUUGAUAAUUUAACUUUAUUCAACUAUUUUAAUUUCAUACCUCGCCACAAUUUUCCAGGGUCUGUUUUUUCUAUAUGAAUGCAAACUGGAAUGACGCGUACAAACUGGUGCAAAUGUCCUACCAUCGUCAUCCUCUUGAGUGCCAUUUGAGAGUGGUUGUGUUUCCCCGAGGAGCCGUGACUUGGAGGGAUCAGACUGCCUUGUCGUUGCCGCCUGGCCAUGUGAUAAAGUGACUCCUGCCAGAACUAGACAUGUUUUGAAAAUGACAGAACCCUCGUAGUGACCUUCCCACGUCCUCGUCCCUGUCGCAGCAUCGGGCGAGGCAGGGCGAGGUGUCACAGUGGGGGGUGUUUAUAUGGGUAGUGAUGUAAGGCAAUUUUUAUACUGCAGUGUUUAUUGCUUGUACAUUUAUACCCUACUCCUGAGAAUAUCCAGUCAUCCCUAAUGCUCACCUCUGUAUAGUCUCCAGUCAGAUCUGAGGCCGUGAGUAACAGUCAGACAGGUGCCAGAAAAUGGAGAAAGGGAGAAAAACAUAACUAAGGAUUUGUGACUUUAAAGAAUUGCAUAACUUAAAAAAGAUUUCCCUGUUGCAUCUCAUUUUCUCUUGCAUGUUUGCAGAAAGUAGUGGUGUGGAGAAUGCAUUGCUAUACUGAACACAUGGAACAGAAGGCUCUUAAAAAUUUGCGACUUUGAAAUGCCGUAAUUCCAGUCCUAAUAAAUGUUUUUCAGUUGCAUUCCCAGUUCCCACACUCCAUUGUUUAAAAAAAAUACUGAACACAUGGAAGAUAAUGCCCUUAAGGAUUUGUAACUUUGAAAAUGCCUUGACUCCCUUCCUAAUAAAGUUAAGCUUGUUUCCUGAAAAUAGCAUCUUGUUGUCACACAUAAUUUUUUCAAGUAGAGGAAACGGGUCAAAGGCAAAAAUAGAUAUAACAAAAAAGUCCACCAACAGAAAAGCCCACUGUACUGAACACGUUUCUGGCUGGGCUGGCGCUUGGCUGACCCUGUUACUUGUGUCCUCAUCUACAACGGGACAGAUUUCUAGUUCCGUGUAUACCCGAGUCAUAUGCUUGAAUCUGUAAUACCUUCGUUAACAUUAUGCAGAAAGCGAGUUAUUAUUUGUUUAUAUAAAAGCAUUAAGAGUUUACCUACCGGGCAUCUCUAGACUGCUCUCUGACGUGUGUGAAGCAUAUCAGAAACACGAUGUGAAUGGAAAUGAAUCAGAACUUUGUAAAAAUAGUGUGCUUUUGUGUGUGUGUGUGUUGACAAGUGCUUAGCGUGGAUGUGAACCUUAAGUAGCCUUUGUCCCAAGCCUGGCAGCCCAUAUAUCGAUACCUGAAAUACGGAAAUCUACUCAUCUAUGCACUGUGGGUUACAUAUUAGCCACUCGGGAAUACUCACGGGCCUUCCUCAUGCUGUUAAUCGCCUUUUUAUUCCCUUUUUUCAUUUAGUCAGUCAAGUUACUAAGGAACAAAUCCUCAGCUCCAAAUAGUAGCAAUAAGAGACAAUCACUCACAGUACAAGCUCUCCUUUCCUAGGCUGUUCCCUUGAGAUCAGUUCCAGCAAUGUCAGUCAGCCAGAGAUCCAGACCACUUUUACAGGCUAAUGGCUACACCCAACAUAUUUUUUUCUCCGUUAGUAAUAGCAUGGCACAAAUAGGCCAAGAAAAAAAUACUGGUGGUGAAUUAUGUGGAAUUUAAUGAAGAAAAAAAACAGUUCAUCAUCAGACAAAUAGACAUUAGAAUUUUCUGAAGAUGAUUCUUUUAAAAAUUUACAGUUUUUACUUCAUGUGUCUUGAAGAUGUUAUGAAGUCACGGUAAUGGAAACAUGAGGUAAUGAGUGAAGAGAUACAUGAGUUCUCCUAAGACCCAAAAAUACCGUUAAGCGUGACAUGAAUUUAAGUUGUCAGUGGCUCAUCGCGUGCCAGUCAGUUUGAGUGUUUGGUUGCGGAUAACGAGGAUAUUCUUACGCCCCUUUUGGGAAUAGCUUGCACUGGUGCCAUACUGUACAUACCUCUAUGCAUAUUAUAGAUCAGGAUGCUGUGUGUAUGUAUGUAUGUGUGUGUGUGUGUGUGUGUGUGUUUGCGAUUCUGCUUGUAUCUAUUUAUUUAUUAAGAAUCUUUCAUUAUUUCUUUUAAUGUAAGGCAACGUAAGGUAGUAAUGAGACUCAAAACCAAGUCAAUUUUGUGUCCCUGUAAAUAUAUCUCUUAUAGUCCAUGUUUAUUGCACUAUACAGGCAACGAUCAUCACCAUAGGAGCGAUUACUCAUACAAGCAUGGACUCUCCCAACCAAAACUCUUGAGGUGAUCUCCUGCGAUUGGUUGCACGAUCUGUCUGGUUGGCGAUGCGAUUACGUGACCACGAGGCCGCGCAAGGGAGAGCUUUCCUACGCACUCUACACUCCGUCUCUAUGUGCCGUUGACACCAUCCAUGCAUCUGUCCUGUGUUUUGCUCGCUUCAAAGUAUUCAUGUUUGUUCUAUGUCUUGUAGAACUGGACAUCAUCUGCAGAACCAAAGGGCGUCACUGUCCAUAUCCUAUAAGACCUACAACCCGCAGCUUCCAAGUAUUUGUGGCAGAAGCUCUUCUGAAACACCUCAAAAAUUGGUGGGAAGUCUGCAACUUUACAGGAUGGAAAAGUAGUUUCUAACACUAUUUAAUUCCUGAUAUUCACUUUUUAAGAAGAGGCAACAUUUACUGAAUCAAAGUUAAAUUUCCAGUGUUUCUGCAAAGACUUUUUAUUUCAUUUAUGUUUGGGUAUUCCAUGUGUGUGGGAAGAGCCCUCAAAUUUCAAUAUAUUUCUUAGUCGGUGUUAUAAGACACUUUUGGUUCUCACAUCAGCUGUUUGUUUCUAAAGGUCAAAGAGGGGGUCAGUCGGGUUCUAAUGAGUGUUUCUUUAGGUUCACGGUACAGAAGAAGGCUCAAACUACCACCAGGACCAUAAUACUACUCCUGGAAAUGCCCAAAAAUCCUAUGAAAGCCGUGUCAAAUAUGUGUUCUUGGGUGAUGAAAUAUCUUAUAAUACAACCCUUAUUAACAAGUUCAUCAUAUUUUUUAAACAGCUUGGUCAUGCUUUCAUCUUAUAGAGCUUCGGGGGAGUAGCAGAUACUCUUAGGCGACGGCCAAGCCCAGACUUAGUUCUCUGUUCUUUUAUUAGUGUUUUCUGGCGCUACAGUGUUUUUAGUUAUGACCGUAAUGUUCCUAUACAAGCUGUGUGUGUGUGUGUGUGUGUGUGUGUGUGUGUGUGUGUGUGUGGGCGGGCGUACAUGUGUGUGCGUUUACUACAUACCGUUCCAGUUAGUACUCAUGAAAAAAAAAAGGAAGACUCAUAAGUAUCUCAUCCAUAGCUCACUCUCUAUAUUGGUCACUUUUCUUCACAAUGUGAGUACUAGAUGGAACGAUGAAAGUGCGUACAAAUUGGCAAACUUUCCCCCUAUUGAUCAGAAGCCUUGUCACUCCAUACAUACAAGAGCCUCGACGAAGAAAAGAAGUACAACAAGUCAAGCGUCGGCAGUGAUAACCAGCAUAGUGUCUUAACCCCCCCCCCUCACCCCACCCCUCACCCCACCCUCCGUGCCUACUUGCGUGUGUGGCCUCCCCUCCCCUUCCGUCGCUGAUUAACAAGUACUAGGGCUGUCAGAUGGAAGUACAGUCAUCCCUCAAAUAGCACGGUUUCCAAUAGUUCAGUUUCGGUUUUAUGUGGAUUUUCAUGGAAGAUUUUUUUAGGAUUUUUGAAUUUCCCGACAAGCAGGAAAUUUAAAAAUCCUUAAAAGAUCUUCUAAGGCAAUCCGUAUAAAACCAAAACCGAACUAUUGGAAACCGUACUAUUUGAGGGAUGACUAUAUAGUAAAAGAGUGUGUGUGUGUGUGUGUGUGUGUGUGUGUGUGUGUGUGUGUGUGUGUGUGUGUGUGUGUGUGUGUGUGUGUGUGUGUGUGUGUGUGUGUACAUUAGGCUGGGGUUCCUUACGGCCAUUCCAUGCUAGUCUAACCAUCGACAGAACAGAAAUGCUCCUUUAUUUUCUACCCCCCCCCUCUUUUAUAUUCCCUCCAUCAAUUUAUUUCUUUAUUACUCUCCAUAACUCACUGAAUUUAAGUAACCUAUUGAUUGGGAGAGCAUAACUGUACUCCUAUUUUACUUAACACAGUUCACAAACUUCACAUACAGUACUGAAAAAAAUAUUCCUGUUACUAAUACCAAAAUUAUGGCAUUGGUGUCCUGUCUGGCUUGAGGAGUUCUGGUGGAAUGGCCGUGUAGUCAAGUGGUGGAGGGUGACGUGUAGGUUAAAGGAAGGGUGUUCACUGAGGAGGAGGAGCUGCCUCGUAACAGUAGAAGUAGGAUGCAGCUCGAGGAAGUGACGUGGUGUUGUUGCAUUUAGUGGAUGUAAUGAUUCUGUAGGCAGGUCGGCGUGAAAUUUGCUUUGUUCCUUUGUAAACAGAAGUAAAUGGAAGCCUGUAAUGUAAGCUAAAGGAGGAGAGGAGGAGAGAAAGAGAGAGUAAGGGAGGUUGGGCAUUAUAAACCAUGGCAUGAUGUUCUGUUCCUUUGUUAAUUUAGAAGAGAGACAGACAGAGAGAGAGAGAGAGAGAGAGAGAGAGAGUAAAUGUUGUGAGCCAUAGCAGGUAAUGUAGAGUGAUUAAGGAUGCUGGCGUACCUGUUUGAUAUGUUUGUUGGUGUGUGGGAACGAAUGAUAGUGUGUAAUUCACCACGGCCUGAUCACAAGUCGGACUCGCUUUCGCCAGCAGGUACCCUCCCGACGUGUGCGUAAGCCAUGGGGGGUGAAGGUAGGAUGGGUAAUAAGCUUGGUUUACUUGUGUGUGUGUGUGUGUGUGUGUUUUUGAGUGUGUAUUAAGUGUAUGAAUCAAGAAAGGCAAGAUAGGAUAGGUAACAAGAUUGGCGUACCUUUGUAAAGAGUUUGUGAAUAUGCUGAGUACGAGUGUGUGCAUAUGUGUGUGUGUGUGAGCCAUGUAAGGUAAUGUACCACUGUAACUCUGACCCCGAUCCAGCACCUCUGUCAAAACAAAGCUCACCCUCGGCCAAAUGCUCCAUCACUCCGGGCUUGGCUGUUGUGGCGAGUGGUGUUCUGACAGAGACGCUGAACAAGGCACCUACAGCAUGGCCGGCAAGAUCCACCCACCUGUGUCUGUGUGUUUACUGCGUUAGGAAGACAAAGUGUAGUGCAACGCAGACCUGUGAAGCCCCCGAGGGACCCCAACACACCGCUUCAUCCAUGACACGUGUGGAGAACCUUGUGGCAGCCAGGCGGACAGACUGACUGACUCUAGCCCUCAUAUGUGACUCUCCUUCUAUCAGUCCAGCGAAGAGUGACUGGACUAUAGGAGGUUUGAGAAGUUUCUGGACUGGACUGGAGAAGGCACAAAGAGUUAAUUAGACUGGAGGAGGUGCAAAGAGUGACUGGACUGACUGGAGGAGGUAUGAAGAGUUAACUAGACUGGAGAAGGUGCAAGAAGGGACUGGACUGGACUCUAGGAGGUGCGAGAAAGGACUAGACUGGAGGAGGUGUAAGAAUAUACUGUUAACUGGUAUGGCAAAAGAAGGGAAUGAUCAGGACCUAUUUCAAAACCCUCCCUCAGCCUCAAAUGGAUACCAGAAUGUGCAUAUUUUCCACUAAACAAAAGUAUACAGAGAGAGAGCUGUUAGCCCUUAUAAAAAAUAGUUUGAAGUUGAUAGGAACCCCCCUCCCCCUCAUCCACCUUCAGAGCCCCUGCCCCUUCCUUCCCUCCCUAACCUCCAUCCACAUCCGUGGCUAUGCAAUGUACCAGCACUGUAGGAUCUGUGUGGUCUGAAUAUCUAUGUAAAAAUAUGUAAACCUCCUUCUCCUGUAGUGUCUGGGGCUGCCACAGGGGAGCCACAAGAAGGUGUGUUGGGGUCCUGAGGUGCAAGUGAUGUCUGCCUAUUUUUGUACAUAAUGAAAAUAACAGUGAUCACUUUAU
Messenger RNA from Eriocheir sinensis (Chinese mitten crab), 21863 nucleotides. It is a transcript of the gene LRP1, whose product is annotated as prolow-density lipoprotein receptor-related protein 1-like. Lineage: Eukaryota; Metazoa; Arthropoda; Malacostraca; Decapoda; Varunidae. The coding region runs from base 101 to 14746 and encodes 4881 amino acids. Gene Ontology annotation, molecular function: calcium ion binding; protein binding. The transcript is spliced from 79 exons. The record is from RefSeq and is a predicted model, not a curated record.